UCAGACUACACCCAUCCUCAAAUUCUGCCCCCAUUUUGAUGUCAACUACACACCUGGAAGGUUGUGUCACAGCAUCUUGUUUGGUUGUGACACUCGGUGGCAUAAACACCUGGCAAAGCUCCUGCUACAAUAGGGGCCUCCAGAACCAUCCCCCCCCCCCCCCCCCCCAAGAUUGCACGCAUUAGCCGAUUACAUAUCUUUGAAUCUUUGUAUACAUCUCAAAUGAUUUCAGUAAGUCAAGUAAUAAUAAAUGGAACGUAAUGGCAAUUUCUUCUCAUUUUCUGACUAAUACGUCCCGACCAGAAACUGUAAAUCUGUUUUAUUAAACAAGUUAAAACUAUGUGGGGCACUUUUUUUAUAGUCAUUGAUAAAAGUUAUUAGGAAGUGUAAUCCAUAACGUAAAUGCAGCUAAACGAGUCCAGUGUUCAAACUGCUCGUCAACAUGUGGUGAAGCGCGAUCUACCCGGUCUCACGUCUACCCCUACUGGUCACACAGAGUACCUGAUAAAGGCCUUGUUGACAUCUCCGUUUAUUGUAGUCUGUUGCUAUAGUUAAAGGGACUAUUCAACAGUCAUUAAAAGAAAUAUCAUUUUUUUAUUUACGCUUUCAUUUGUCCAUGGCAUAUUCUGACAUUCUGCCCUUCAUCUCAACACAGCCGAGGUGGUUGGAUUGUAUUUGUGGUGCUAACAGUGAGCUAACCCUCUAAAUCUCUGAUAAUACCUGCAUUUUAAAAUGUAAGGUAUCCUGUAGGACACUAAUGCACUAAGAUGCUGUUGCAAGUCUCAAUUAUCUUGUUUCUGUUGCACUUUAUAAGGUUUUAGCAUAUGUUUUGCAUGUAACUUCACAGGCAAGUAAAGGAAGAUAACGGUAAACUAAUAGGUCUGUUCAGUUUUGAGAACAGUUAUUGUGUGCAAUACCUGACUAAACCCAGUAAAUAACUACUGUACACUUUAUAUUGCACAACAAAGGAAUGGACCUUUAAGACAGUAGCUAUUAAAAGGAAUGUGUAAACUUAUUGCACCAUGUUUUUAUCUCGGGAUACCAUAACAACCAGAAACAUGUCAGGACUGUAAUAUUAAUUCCAUGUCAAUCCUAGUUAUGCUGCUGUUUGGAUUGUUGUCAUUCAAUCCACACCCUCUUUUUUAAAAACUUUCUAUUAAUAUAACUUCUACCAAUUAUUUUAUUAAUUGGCAUUUAUGUCAUGUUGUGGUUUUCAGCAUUGAUUGAUUAGAAUGGGAGUUUUCUUUUUCUUAAGACAGGAAAAGGUGAUCCAUCAUUAACACGUACAAUGUAAUACAGGGGUAUGACAGAGGAAAGUGAAAUGUUCAAUGCCAUUUUAUUUGCUUUGUGUUUAUUCACUUAGAAAACAAAGAUUAACAUGUAAAUGCAUAUAAAUAGAUAUUCAAAGGCAGGUAUAGGUUAAAUGUAAAUCUAACUAGACAUUGUUUAAAUUACAACUUACGCAUGUAUAUGUGGACAUUUUAGGUGCAGUAAAGAAAAUGAUAGGGGCAUUUAUUUGAACUGAGGGAAUCUCAGCUGACAGCUGAGAGGCCUGCACCACCGGUGUUAGCAUGUGAUCAGGAAAGUAACUAAAGGGCUGUUUUGUAAAUAGUUCACAGCUUGAACAUUCCUCUGUUCACACACUGACAUAAACAAGGCGAGGGACGCUCACUCCUGCCGCUGGCACUCUCCACUACAGUCGGGUGGCAGUAAUGUUCCUGCAGGCCAGUCACAUGUAGAAGCCCUCUCGCUGUCGGCAGAGGCUCCUCCCCCCGGUAACUGGCGAAGGUACACAUCCAUGCAUGAGCACUGCAGCCUGUCCCCGAUCGCCAUGCAGCUCCUCAGCCCUUCCUCUUCAAUUUCAGCUUUUCUUUUUAAAUCCACCUUACUUGUAGUUUAGGUGCUUUGUUCCUCUCCCAAAACACACCCACAUGCACACACCUACAUCACAGAAAGAAAAAAGAAGAAGGGAACAAAAAAAUGCUAUCCCAUGUCUGUAGCCUGGAGUAUGAGCUCAGACUGACUUAGUGACACUGCAUAGAGGGCGCCUCCCCCAUGCAAAGAUACAACUGAGGGCCAGGAAUCCCCCACCCCCAUGUCUGCUUAUCUGCAUCUAAGGUAAAUAUUUGCCUAGUUGUACACUACGCUAUUGGCUCCAUUAUCACUUCAUAGGCAAAACGCAAAGCAAAAGUGGCAUCCUCUUUAAUAACAGUGUGUAAAGAUGGAGAUUGGAGGCCUUAAUCCAUGGCCCCCGAUAAGCAUGCAAAACAAUAUUGUUUAUUUCACUGUUGAUUCUGCACGAGCACAGAAUGUACAAGAUGGGCCGGUUCAAGGUUUCACUUUCUGUAUUGUUUGAAAAAAGAUAGCAGUAAUUGUCUGUGGUUGUUAUUGUUAUACAAUUUGAUAUAUGUAGUAUAAUCCGAGAAGAUCAUACGUCAGAUUGUUUUAUUUUUGGCGGCUAUCUCAUGCAGGCACCCAUGGCGAGGUGUGGACCCCAUACGGUCAUAGCUCCAUAAAUCCAUAUUUCUGUGUCUCUCGUAAAUAAAUAAAAGGUAAACUGUGAUCAUCAGUGACACUGUUUGGGUCGACAAGUACAGUGACAACGACUUGCUUCUCCACACAGUAGUCUUUUUUUCAAUCCCCCAGCCUGCAGGAACCCAAGGCACUGCCCUUAUUAUGAUUUGAUGAAAUAACCCCUCUGCCUCCUUUAAGCCCAUCCCUUCGCUGAAUGUACCCAGUGAUCAUCAUGCCACUUCCAUACCCCAAUCUAGGCUGCUUUCUAUGCCGGAGAACUCGGAGUGAUCUCCCACAUGCACCUCCAAACAUUUUUUCUUGUGAUUUUUAAGGGAGAUUUUAUUUAGAGGCGGUGCUUGUUGGCUCCAGAGUAGCGUCGUAACGACACUUUUCCCCCCAGUCCCUGUUAAAAGAGUUAGACCGGGGCCAGAGUUGGUGCUGGGGGGUCGCCUAUAGUUUAGUAAUUUCCUGGGGGGUAAUUGCUGCGUGUUUAGUUUUUUUAUCCCAUCAGAUUUUCUUUUUUAUUAUAAUUUUUUUAUUUUUCUACUUCUCUCAAAUAUCGCCACCUUCUCACUCUCAAGACCCUUCGAGAUUUGUUCCUUUCAGAUCAUGACCAAACUAUAUGUUGGGAAUUUAAGUCCUUCGGUUACUGUCGAGGACUUGAAGGAGCUCUUUGGGGAGAGGAAGCUGCCAGUGGCCGAACAGGUCCUGCUGAAAUCCGGCUAUGCUUUUGUGGACUUUCCCGACCAGAACUCGGCCAUAAAGGCAAUAGAGACUCUUUCUGGUAAAGUUGAACUACACGGAAAGGUGAUAGAGGUAGACUACUCUGUUCCCAAAAAACUAAGAAGUCGGAAGAUCCAGAUCCGGAACAUUCCCCCUCAUCUACAGUGGGAGGUUUUGGACGGCCUUCUAGCUCAGUAUGGAACUGUAGAAAAUGUGGAACAAGUGAACACGGACACAGAAACAGCGGUGGUGAAUGUUACGUACUCAACCAAGGAGGAAGCGAAAGAAGCUAUUGAGAAGUUAACGGGACACCAGUUCGACGACUACUCUUUCCAGGUGUCAUAUAUUGUGGACAUGGAUGCUGCUCCGCCCGACCAGGCUCCCCGCACCAGGCGUGGCGGGCGGUCGUCCCGGGAACAGGGCAACUCUCAGCCCGGGCCCUCAGGAGACUUUGGCGGUCCACGCACCAGACAACACGACUUUCCUCUGCGCAUGCUCGUGCCGACUCAGUUUGUGGGAGCCAUCAUCGGCAAGGAGGGCCUCACCAUCAAGAAUGUCACCAAACAGACACAGUCCAAAGUGGACAUUCAUCGGAAGGAAAAUGCAGGUGCGGCAGAGAAGCCCAUCACCAUCCACUCAACUCCCGAUGGCUGCUCCUCCGCCUGUCGCAUGAUCCUGGACAUCAUGCAGAAGGAAGCCAGCGAGACCAAGACGACGGAGGACAUCCCUCUGAAGAUCCUCGCCCACAACAGCCUUGUGGGCCGGCUGAUUGGGAAGGAGGGCCGCAACCUGAAGAAGAUCGAGGAGGAGACAGGGACCAAGAUUGCCAUCUCCUCGUUACAAGACUUAACCAUUUACAACCCUGAGAGGACCAUCAUGGUGAAGGGCAGCUUGGAGGCGAGUUGUAAAGCCGAGAUGGAGAUCAUGAAGAAACUGAGGGAAGCCUACGAGAAUGACAUCGCUGCUAUAAACCUUUCAACUUGUGGUUACAAUUCUUCUUCUGCACAGCAACAGGCCAACCUUAUCCCAGGCUUGAACCUCAAUGCUCUGGGCAUCUUCUCCUCUGGUUUGCCGGUUCUGCCCCAUGCUGCUGGACCACGUGGUUUAGCUCCCCCAAUGGCACAACCUGGAUACAACCCAUUCAUGAGUCACUCUUCACAUUUCAGUGGCCUGUACGGGGCUCCUUCAGCUAAUGCCAUCACCCACCAGCACUCACAACAGGCUCCAGAACAGGAGGUCGUCUACCUCUUUAUUCCAACUCAGGCAGUCGGGGCCUUGAUCGGCAAGAAGGGCCAGCACAUCAAACAACUUGCCCACUUCGCUGGAGCGUCCAUCAAGAUUGCCCCAGCGGAGAGCCCAGAUGUUACUGAGAGGAUGGUUAUCAUUACUGGAACUCCAGAGGCUCAGUUUAAGGCCCAGGGUCGAAUAUUUGGGAAGCUGAAAGAGGAGAACUUCUUCUCAGCGAAGGAGGAGGUCAAACUGGAGACGCACAUCAAGGUUCCCUCAACUGCAGCUGGAAGAGUCAUCGGUAAAGGCGGCAAGACGGUUAACGAGCUGCAGAACCUCACGAGUGCCGAGGUCAUCGUACCUCGGGACCAAACCCCAGACGAGAACGAUGAGGUCUUUGUGAAAAUCACCGGCCAUUUCUUUGCCAGCCAGACUGCACAGAGAAAGAUCCGGGAGAUCAUUCUGCAGGUCAAACAGCAGGAACAGAAGCACCAGCAGGCCGGCACCGUGUCACCGCACCACUCUAAGUGACCAGCGGGGCGGCUCCAACGGGCGCCAGCCAAUGAAUGUAGCCCUCCCAAACGGACAGUCAACUACCGAGACAAAGGCCGAGGCCAAGGGGGACAUGCGGGGCAGACCAGCAGCACCGGGAUCAAAACCAAAGAACUUCACUAGGGGGGAAGCAAGGGAGAGCCAAAGGCUGAGGGCAUUGUGUGCACUGCCAGCUCUGUGAGAGCAGAUAGAGUGGGAGAAACCAUACUGAUAUAAUAUAAUAAUAAAAGACCAAAAAAAAUACAAGAAAAGGUAGAAAUGGCAGAAAAUUUGGCACCUGUUGUUCUUACAGUUAAACAGGAAAUAGUAUGUUGCCCUGCAUAACGUUAUCUCUUUAGUUGGACUAACAUAGGCCUAACAAACUGAUCAAGCAUCGGUAUUAACUUGAGCAUAUCCGAGGCAUUGUGAUUCAUAUUUUGGGUUGGAACAAAAGCGAGUGACAAUGUACACCUUCUCUCACAAGAGUUUGAGAUAUUCAGAUUGCAAAAUUAAAUAUCCUGAGCAGUAUUAACACAGCGUAGAUAAGUAUAUUGAUACACACUGAGAGUAUGCACUGUUAUUUUGUGAUUUUGCAGUGCAACUUAGUGUAGUUUUUAAUAUUUGUACUUGUUCUAGAGAUUAAUUAGGCUGUGACAGCCACAUACAGCAGUUUCCCUUGUUUGUUCACAUUAUAGGCCACUGAAAUCAGAAAGAAAAAAAAACCUUCAAGUAAAUAUGGUGAAUGGGUCUUUGUAACAAGCCUGUGUGCCAACGUAAAAGAUAACGUCCCUUUGAAAUGUCUCUCACCAUUCAUAUCUGAUGCUUCGCUUCUAUUUUUGUUUCCUUCUUUUCUGCUAAUUUCUGCUUCACUUUCUUAUCACUCUCUCUUUCAUUUGGCAUGUUUUUUUUUUAAUAGGAUGAAAAUAUUUGUUGUCAAGAAACACUUUUUUUUUUUUUUUACCCCGUAGCCUUUUGAUAACAUUGAAUUGACUGCCACCUUCACUCAACAUGGUUAAAUACAACAGAGGGAUGUGUAUCACUCUUCCAUAAUGUGCAGUCCACUAUAUCUACAUUCAUGCUUGUUGUCCUGAUAAAAAAAAACAAAUCUCUGAAGGCAUUCUCCUCAGUGAUCAGGGCAAAAAUGUAUGUCUUGGAAAAAAAAUUACGCAACUUUGCUUGCUAACAGGUGACCAGUUAUUUUGAAUGUGUACUGCCACACGCUCUGCCUUAUGAGGAUGUCUCGAGGGCCGAAACAAAAUAUGAACUGAGGGCCCAGAGGAGACGUGGGCUGAAGGGGGGCUGGGGAUGGCAGGGUGCAGACUCUGGGUGUGGCAGUGAGGAAACGGUUUUGGGUAGAGGAUGGGUGGUGGGUGGGGUUGGGGAGGCCCUCGGGAGGAACUGUACGACCUGUGGUACACACACGGCCCCAAACGUGACCACGGCCACGUUGGGCUUCAAACCUCUCUCGUCAGGGAGCUUUCUAAAACGGCAUGACAGCUGUGAAUGUACCAUGCACAGCCUUUUUAAAAAGCAUCAGCCCUGCCGUGUCCAGAGGCACAGAUUGUCAUUGUCCUUAUCACUCUCGCUCUUUUCUGUUCACUUUUCUUUUGUGUUUCUUCUCUUUUGGCGAGCUGGACACGCAGGUCUUGGUGUCUCUUUGUGCUUUACUUUGGAGACCAUUGACGCUUGUUGCCUUAUUUCGUCACGUUUCAGACAUCACCCAUCAGCUUCAUCUUUCAGACGCAAGGUUAUUGCCAAUACGCACAGCUUCCUCUGUGUGUGUGCGUGUGCGCAUGUGUGUGUGUAUAUAUAUAUAAAAAGAGAGAGUAAUAUUUAUGAAUCUAUUUUUUUCCUAUUUUGUGAUGAGAGCUAUUGAUAAGAAACAAAAAGAAAACAAAGUCCUUUUCUUUUUUUCCUCAGUGGGACACUGCCAUAUUAUUUUGAAGGGAAGUGUUUAAUUUCUUGAAAACUAGACUAUGAAUAAUAAUAUAAAUCAAAACCUGAGACAAUAGGAGAACAGUAAAGUGAACCACAGCGUUAACUUUGGUCAGGAUGUGAACAGUGCGCAUGUCAGUAUUGUGAUCUACCUCAGGCUUCAGGGUACCUCAGUCCAAUCUUUCAUUUCCCCCUUUUCCACAUUUUGUAUGCCUUGUUAACUGAUCAUUUGAGCGUUUUUAAUUUUCUUUUUUUAAUGAAAAAAAAGAACAAGACAAAAGACCUACAGUAGGCUAAUCAUUAAACUCUUCAGGUCCAGCCAACUAGUGAAGCUUUGUAAACCGUAGUCAACUCUGUUGGACUGCCUUUGCCUGGACACCAUACGACCUCUUAAUGAUACACGUCAAAAGGAUUUCCAAGUACAUCUUGCUAGAAAGGAAUGAAGAGCAGGAUGUAAGGGGUACAUACCUGCCCGAAGUGGUUCGGAAUUUGGAUGUUGUGUACUGAUUUCACCAUCAAAGAAAAACAAAAAAAAGAUACAAAUCAGUUGAUAUGAACAGUGACUAACCAACUGUACCUCCAGGUUUUUUUUUUUGACAUUUAAAAAAAAAAGAAGAAAAAAAAGUUUAUUCACUUGUGAAAAAGAACACAAUUGAAUAACAACCCAAUUCAAUCUUACCAGCUCUUUUUGAUAACAGCAUACUCUGGGGUUGAUUUAACUCAAACAUGACGCUGCAGAAAUACACUGACGGGACUCUUGAACUAGACUCGUCGUUAAUAUGUCACUGUGUACGACAAGAUAACUAUGUCUGUAAACAUGUACAAUAGAGUCCCACAUGAAUGCAUAAUUUUCUGUCUUUCUAUAACACUUAUCAGUCGGGAGAAUUUUAGAGCAUCACGGCGUCCUCAAAACUGACCUCUAAAUGGUUUUCUCAUCAACCUACGGAGUAGAUGUUUUGUUGUGCUGUACAUUUCAGAAUUACCUCUCAGAAUCCAAGGCUGACUUUAGUUACUAAAAACAAUGUAGGGCAACAUAAUUAAAUAAAUGAAUGAUAUAGUGGAAGUUAGUGUUUGUCUUUGAAGUCCUUUUACCUGUCGAGAGCUGAUUUUUUACUUUUUCAAGGGCAGACUUUUGUCGUCAGAUGAGUUAGAUCCUUUUCGUCCCAGUGAACACAAACUAGCAGUGCUAAAAAAAAACCACAAACGGUUGAUCAAACUCCCGCAGUACCUCACUGAUGACGAUAGCUCCCCAGACCUGGUUCAAAUACCCGGACUGUAGCCACGCAAAUACAGUCCGGUGCUUCUACGCGAAUGCGUGACUCCUGUGGGGGUGUGGUUGACUGGAGUGAGGCAUGUCGAGGAGAAAACGGCUUUUCACGGUAGCACUGGAAAUUGUAGUUGGUCACUCGUGGCUUGUUUGACUUGUCGGGAGAAACGCCUUUGAGCAGUUUUGAAGUCGAAGCUCUUUUCUUGCAUCGCAGAGGACUCUUCAGACCUCUGUCACUCUUGUGUUUUGGGCUCUUUACACAGCAAGUGCAGGUUUUCCUCCCAAUGGUUUGGUCUUACUGUGGCGCUGUCGGCACAGCGUCUUGGUUGGUGAGACAUCUGCAGGCCGACCGCAAUCUGAGGAAACUUGUCAAGAUGAUAGUAACCUUUUUCUUUUUUCUUCUUUCAUUUUACUGCCAAGGAGUGGUAUUUCUAGGUUUUGUGGGGUGUUGCUAGACAUUAAUAAUCAGUAAGAGUAAAUCACAAAUACACGCAUCACUGUACUGUGUUGUUAGUCAUAUCACAUGGUGGUUUGAUAGUUUAGUUUUUGUUCUUCUGUUGAUCUGGAUUUCUCGUCACUUACACUGAUUUAAUAAUGUAGUCCAGGGCAGUAGCUGCGAUUCUUCAAUUUAAGAUUCAUUCCUUUUAGAUCACGACCAAUAAUAAUAGCUGUUAAAAUGUGGGUGGAACAUUUUCUAGCUGGGAGUUUUAACAGAUUCGGAAAUCAGAAUGGUAAAAUUAAUUAAUCUGUGAAAUGCAAAGAAGGAAUGUUGACAGAGUAUCCAAGUCUGAUUAUAUUGGUAAAAAGCUGAUAUAAUUGUGUUCUGCCUUUGCAACUGAGCAGAAAAAGACGGCAUUCAACAGCCAUCCAAAAGUCACAGCUUUAGGGAGGAAUUUAGUAAAGUCUGGUUGGAUGUAUGCAGAGCCACAGCAGUGUCUUUGUGCUGUCUUGUUGUUAAAAUGGGAAAACACAAAGCAUUGCAUGAAACUGUUGUAGGUGAUCUAGUAUGUACACUUCAUAUAGCACUAGACUUUCAGUAGUGCUUUUACAUGGAUCCAUUUCUUAACUGUAUUUCACCAUUUGGGAGAUUACUUUUGUUACAACCUCUCAAGUCCUACAUUUCCCACGGGCCUGAAGGUCCCAAACACCUCAAGGUAAUUGGUGGCUGUGCGCUGGACAGACAUAUGAUCCAUUUUUUAAUUCAUCUUGUGGAUCCAUGCUUUUCUGCUAACAGCCAUACUGUUGGUUUGAGUUGUGAGUGAACUAUAUUGCUGAGCAACCUGGAUCUGAGCAAUAAAGAAUAUUUGAAAAAAAAGAAA
This is a messenger RNA of Pseudoliparis swirei, 9516 nucleotides long. RefSeq names its product insulin-like growth factor 2 mRNA binding protein 2a (gene igf2bp2a). Bases 3124 to 4995 code for a protein of 623 amino acids. Gene Ontology annotation, biological process: nervous system development; regulation of gene expression. Gene Ontology annotation, cellular component: cytosol; nucleus; cytoplasm. Lineage: Eukaryota; Metazoa; Chordata; Actinopteri; Perciformes; Liparidae. The record is from RefSeq and is a predicted model, not a curated record. Gene Ontology annotation, molecular function: mRNA 3'-UTR binding. The transcript has 16 exons.